CGGGGCCCUGAGGGUGCAUGAGCGUGCUGAAGGCCGCGGGGGCCUGGAGGGCAGACGCCGGGAUUCGGAAAUGAAGGACGGAGCGCCGGAUCUGCUGGAGGAGAAGAGAGGGAGGGGGGAGGGGGGCAUGGGGGGGGGAGGAGACGCCCGGGCAGACGGACGCGCGCGCCAAGCGGUGGAGGCGGGGGAGGGGCAGAACCCCAUCCCAGAAUGCCCGGUGUCCCCGGCGGGCGCCAAGCGACGAGCGCACGAGGGCACGGCAGCGGGGGGCGAGCCCGAGGACCCCCCCGGAGACUGGCUGGAGCCGCUGGAGGAUGAUGAAGAGGAGGACGACGAAGACGGCCAGAGCACCGACCCCGACGUGUCCUUGCAGGUCAACGGGAGCAAGGAGGAGGGUGCGGCCGGAGACGGGGACAGGAAGCAGACGAAGGGCUUCGGCAGUACUCUCGGCACCCCCAGGCGAAGGCGGCGGAGGACGGCGCUCGGUGAGAAGUGGGUGGACUGCCCCCUGCUGGGCGAGGGCUGGAAGCGCAGAGAGGUUUUCCGCCGUUCCGGAUUCAGCAUGGGCAAGACCGACACGUACUACAUGAGUCCCCGUGGCGAACGUGUCCGAAGUAAGAUCGAGCUGAUGAAACUCCUGGCGGGGUCUGUUGACAUCACCAACUUUGAGUACAAGUCUGGCCUGUUUCUGGAAGAGGGUUCCGUCAGACUGAGGAGAAGGGUACGUACCUGAGACCACGCCGCCUCCACGGAGGACGGGACGCCGUCCGAGCGCAGCUUCUCCUCGGAGAAGACGGGCACCCCGAGCGGAGCCACACCCCCCACAGCCAGGCCGCCACCCCCCAGCGGCCUCUCCUCAC
Anguilla rostrata (American eel) is the source of this 860-nucleotide messenger RNA. RefSeq names its product methyl-CpG-binding domain protein 2-like. NCBI's taxonomy places the organism in Eukaryota, Metazoa, Chordata, Actinopteri, Anguilliformes, Anguillidae. Gene Ontology annotation, molecular function: DNA binding. The record is from RefSeq and is a predicted model, not a curated record. The coding region runs from base 71 to 733 and encodes 220 amino acids. The transcript has 4 exons.